Clonostachys rhizophaga is the source of this 1293-nucleotide messenger RNA. NCBI's taxonomy places the organism in Eukaryota, Fungi, Ascomycota, Sordariomycetes, Hypocreales, Bionectriaceae. The record is from the annotation of a GenBank genome assembly.
AUGGAGUUCGUGACAGCCCUCCGGGCCCCCUUCGACGACCAGAAGCCCUCGCUGUUCGAGAUUCUGUCCGAGCAGCAACUCAACAGCCUUCUCCCUCCGACCCUACGAUAUCUCCUGACCGUCGCGACCCAGCGCUACCCCCGUUAUCUCCUGCGCAUUCUCAACUCCUACGAUGAGCUCUACGCCCUUGUCAUGCUCCUCGUCGAGCGACACUACCUACGCACGCGCGGCGGCUCAUUCACAGAGAACUUCUACGGCUUGAAACGCGACAAGGCCCUCCGCGGCGAGAUUCCCCGCGCCGCAGCCACCGCACCUCACCUCGUUCGCGACACCCUCCGCCUGACCACCAAGGACGUGUGGAAGAACCUGCUGGUCCUCGUCGGCGUCCCCUAUCUCAAGAGGAAGCUAGAUGAGUCCUACGAUAUCAAUGCGCCCAGAGCCCUUCUGGGAGCCGCCUACACGCGCAUGCCGGACAACCCUACGCUCAAAGAUCGGUUCCUCUUCUACUACAGAUGGUUCCUCCGCAAUAUAUACCCCUCCGUCAAUGCCGGUUACUACUUCGCGAUGCUCGCCUUUAACCUGGCCUAUCUCUUCGACAGCACUAAAUUCCACAGCCCGCUCAUGUGGCUUAUCGGCACUCGCAUUCGGAGGAUGACCGCCGCGGACUAUGAAGCCAUUGAGGCGCUCUCGGCCCCCCCUCCUGCCAGCAAGAAGCCAAGCGCCCCGGCCUGGAGAUCGCUGUUCUCGCCCAUGGAAAUGGGGCCCAAGCUCAUGUCCAGCCUGUCGAUCAUGCUCCCAAUGAGUAUAUUCGCCCUCAAAUUUCUCGAGUGGUGGUACCAGUCCGACUUUGGAAAGCAGCUGUCGCGCAAGGCGGCUGAGAAUAUCCAGCUGCCGCCCCCCGUCCUCUCCAGCCUGAUCGGCAAGGGAGGUAGCGCUUUGAAGAAGAAGAAGGACGCACAGCCUGCUCCGGCUGAGGCUGGUGGGGAAGAGAAGCGUCAGGAGCCGUCUCCCGAGACCGCUCCCAUCGCUACCCCGUCGUUGCUCCCGAUCUAUACCGUCUCCACGCCAGAGGACUCCUCGCUCUGUCCCAUUUGCCAGGGCGACAUCGUGACUCCAACGGCGUGCCAGACAGGCGUUGUGUACUGUUACACAUGGAUUGAAGGGAUCCAUCCCAUCCAGGAAGAGUUCAUGGAAGACAAGGCUGGAAAAUGGGAGAGUGGCCAGGGGAGAUGCGCUGUUUCCGGCCGGCGGGUACUAGGGGGGACAGAAGGGUUAAGAAGAAUCAUGGUCUAG